UGGUGCUACGGUGGCCGGGAGGGGGGUGAGGGGUCUGCCCGCGGCGGGGAACGAGCGGAGGAGGGCCCCGCGCAUGAAGCGGCCUCGUGAUGAGCGCUAAGGCCAAGCGGGUGCUGCCCACCCGUCCUGAGCCCCCCACCGUGGAGCAGAUCCUGUCCGACGUGCGGGGCGCCCACCCGACCGACCCCGUCUUCCUGCUCCCCGCGGAGCCUCAACGGGAGCCCGGCGUGUGCCCAGGCCCCGCUGCGGAGCAGACGGAGCGGCUGUACCGGCAGAGCCGCUCCUACGUGGAGAUGCACCGGUGGCUGGAGGGGUCCCGGGAGCGGCUGCGGGAGCAGCGGCAGGAGCUGCAGCGGACGGGAGAGGCGCUGGAGAGCAGCAUCGCCGACAUGAGGCUGAGAGCGCUGUGAGGAGCGGGCGCUGCCGGUGCUGCAGCAUCGCCCCGGGCCUCGGAGCGUCGCAUCCUUGUAGCUUCUGUCCCAUAGGGGAGAGGGGAAUUGGGUUUGGUUUACGGAAGGAGCUGGAAUCGCUGUGUGCAAAGGGCUGGAGCUUUGCCCCCUUGGCAGCAGUGGGACCUGCUGCCAGUGCCUGGUGCAGGAGGAGAGGCUCAGACCUUUGCUGUCCCUGCUGCCCAUGAGCUCCAUGCCCCUGUCCCCAGAGGGUGGCACAUCCUCUGCGCCCUCGUGCUGUGGCUUCACCUAUGACUUCUCCCUCUGGUACUGCCCUGAAGAUGACUGCAUUGCCUCCCGCAUCUCCGAGCACUUGCAGAAAGAGGGUUUUCGGGGCUAUGCAGAGCACCAGGACCACGUGGCCGGGAAGCCAGUCAUCCUGAGUGCCACGAAGGUCAUCGAGGCCAGCCGGGUGGCCAUCCUCCUCCUCUCUGCCAAGUCCCUGGGUGACCCGUGGUGCCAACGGGUUUCCCAGUGGAACCUGUGUCACAUCAUUCACUGCCACGGGACCAAAGUGAUCCCCGUGUGUGUGGGUGUGAAGAAGGCUGAGGUGCCCCCCUUCCUGCAGCACCUCACUGAGCUCGAGUACCAGAACGAGUUCUUCUUCGACCGGCUUGUGAACAGCAUGAGAACAUCCUGCUUGGCAGCACGAAGAGCCCGGCGAGCCCUGUCCUCCAAAGAGAAGAGGUGAAGGACCAUGGGUGACUGAGGGGCUGUUUCCAGCCUGUCUGGGAGCUGAUGGCCAUGCAGCAAUGGUGGUAGAAGCAGGGUUAUCCUGUACUGAUAGUAAAGGUGGUGGGAACAGGGGUUGUCACAAAUCUCAUUAAAAGCCCUUCUCCAAGA
Melopsittacus undulatus (budgerigar) is the source of this 1292-nucleotide messenger RNA. It is a transcript of the gene C19H19orf25, whose product is annotated as chromosome 19 C19orf25 homolog. NCBI's taxonomy places the organism in Eukaryota, Metazoa, Chordata, Aves, Psittaciformes, Psittaculidae. The record is from RefSeq and is a predicted model, not a curated record. Bases 90 to 410 code for a protein of 106 amino acids. The transcript has 3 exons.